AUGCCUUUAUUAUUAAUUUGUGGUCCACCAGCAAGUGGUAAAACUCAAAGAGCAUUAGAAAUACAGAAAUUGGUUAAGGAGAAGCUAAAUAAAGAAUCCAUCAUCAUUAAUGAAGAGAAUUUACAUCUAAUAAAGGAUGAUGCUUACAAAGACAAUACAAGUGAAAAGAUGACAAGAGGAUUUUUGAAAUCUAAUGUUGAAAAAUAUAUCUAAGCUGGCUAAUUAGUCAUAUUUGAUUCUAUUAAUUAUAUUAAGGGAUAUAGAUAUGAACUAUAUUGCUUAGCAAGAGCUGCCAAAACUACAAAUUGUCAAUUAUAUUUAAAUGUGCCAUUGGAGAUAUGCCAAAAAAAUAAUGAAACAAGAGAGAAUAAGUUCAAUGAUAACUUAUUGAUUGAUUUAUACAAAAGAAUGGAAGUUCCUAAAUAAAAGGAUAGAUGGGAAUGUCCUUAUUUCGAGGUUAGGUUUUAAGAGAAAACCCCAUUUGAGGAGAUGAUAGAAGUGCUAUUUUUUGCAGAGAAAACAGCUAAGGAUCCUGUUGCUACAAAAAAAGAAUAAUAAAAUGAGGGAAAUUUUGUACAUGAACAAGAAAAGAGGGUCUAGGAGAUUCUAGAUUAAAUCUUAAAUAAGUAAGUUGAGUGUAUUUAAAUUGGAAAUGGAUCCAUAAAAUUUUAGGGUACUAAAUCCACCCUUAUUUUAAAACGAGCAUUGAGCAUAAUUGAACUAAAGAAACUAAGAUUAGAGUUCUUGAACAUGCUCAGAAUUACUCCAGUUAAAACAUUAGAACAGACUAAUGAGGCUUUCAUAAAUUUUAUCUAAGCUCAAGUUGAGCGAUUAGGACAAUGAGAUUUUCUUCUUUUUUUAGACAUAUAUUUAUUUCAUCGUA
This is a messenger RNA of Paramecium tetraurelia, 883 nucleotides long. RefSeq lists its product as uncharacterized. Lineage: Eukaryota; Ciliophora; Oligohymenophorea; Peniculida; Parameciidae. The transcript is spliced from 3 exons. The record is from RefSeq and is a predicted model, not a curated record.